This is a messenger RNA of Engraulis encrasicolus (European anchovy), 5968 nucleotides long. It is a transcript of the gene abl1, whose product is annotated as c-abl oncogene 1, non-receptor tyrosine kinase. Gene Ontology annotation, molecular function: ATP binding; non-membrane spanning protein tyrosine kinase activity; protein binding. Bases 2205 to 5720 code for a protein of 1171 amino acids. Gene Ontology annotation, biological process: regulation of apoptotic process; protein phosphorylation. NCBI's taxonomy places the organism in Eukaryota, Metazoa, Chordata, Actinopteri, Clupeiformes, Engraulidae. The transcript is spliced from 12 exons. The record is from RefSeq and is a predicted model, not a curated record.
AAUAUGGCGGAUGAGACGACGACUGUUUGAGUAGCUACACUUUAAUUGCCCCUAAAUUAAUGAACAAGCAAUGCAAAGUAGGGGGCAAUCGAGGAAGUGCAACGCAACAUUUGACCAUUUCAAAUGCGGAACGGGGAGUGGAAACAGUGCCUGACAACUUCGUGCCAAACUGCAAAAGGACUGGGUCGGUGCCUUGGUUUAGUAUCCCAGGUCUGGGUUUUGGAGCCCGGGAUAGAAGGACGCGAAGGCUGGACACGGAAGUUGGAGAAACACUCGGGAACCAAGCCCUGGGUGUUUGCUGAGCUCAAGCAUGUCUCAGGUCGUCACUUAAGAAUCUGUCAAGGUGAUCAUUACUCCGUAUGUGAACUUCUGUGGUGACGAUGUUUGAAGAGCUUCUAGCCAAAUAGCACGAGCGAGCUGUUCCAUCUGUGUACCCAAAAAUCUCGCGCUGCCGACUUGUUAGCUGUAGCAUAAUCGAUAGCCUGAGCAUUCCAAUAAGCAUUAAAGUAUCAGCCCGGUUUCGACCAUUAUAUGUAAUCAAGGACCAUACUGAAAAAUGUCUUUAAAAUGGCAUAGUGCAAUCACAGCUCUUAAAUGACAUGUGUAGUUUAGCAAAGUUAAAAGUGUAGUGUUUUAUACUUGUUGAGCCGAGUUGAUAGUGAACCUAGCUCCUAUGCCAGGCAACCCAAUAAUGCUAACUUCUCCAAAGUUAGCAAACUAGCUUGUGCCUGUGUGUUGCAUGAAUGGGAUUGAACAAUAACACUAACUUUCAGUAUGCAAAUAGUCACACCCAAACUUUUCAGUUUUCUGAAUAUUGCGAUAUUCCGAAACUGUUUGCAAAACUUUCAGAUGUGAAGUGGUGACACGUUGUCGCAAUGCCAACACUAGUAGUGCAACACUUUUUUUAUGUCAUGCCAAAUGUAGAGGAGGCAUAAGGAACUUUCACUAAUCUGCUUCUGCUCCUGGAGGGGAAGUAAUUUAACUGACUGCCACAUUCCGCCAUGUGUUAACUAGCACUGUCAAAGAGCGCGUCGGGCCUUGUACAGUGGACAGGCACCACAGUAUUGUGUUGUCUGCGUGUGUCAGGACUCGCACUUCUUCUCAUCAACUGUUCGUUUACAUGUCUCUGUCAGAUGAUUUGGGAAUAUGCAUCUGUCAGAGAUUGCCUCUGUAAGAAAGUGCCUCAAUAUCCAGCUAUCACUUAAAUGCCUAGUCUUAUGCAAUGAGUGCCUCAAUCAUGCACAGUGGCUCCCAACACUAAAGGAAAUUUUUUGGCCUGUCGUUUUUAUUUUUAAUCUGUUGAAUGGGACAAUUUAUGGAAGUUUUUAAAGCUAUAAAGUCUUAAUACUGUAUGCCCUUACCCUGCAAUACCUGGACUACACUACACUACACUACACAGCACUACAAAGUGAAAGUGCCUGGAUGCGGUGCACUGUUGGUAUCCUAGACUUACACACCUGCCUCGGAUGACUGGACAACUCCUGCACAGCCCAUGCAUGAGGCAGGGAACGGGCUGCCACAGAUCCCUGGUUGCAGACUAGACCAGCACCCUCUCAGCCACUCUGACACCUGUGUCCGGAAGCUCGCCGUCAGGAUGCCAGCCUGCUAGCCCGUCCCACCUCACCCUCCAAUCCACAUUCCUGGCCCGUGCCGUUGCCCGCCUGACUUGCUGCUGUCCACCCUCAACCUCUCCCGUGCAUGGACUGAGGAACCAGUUCUUCCUGCUCUCCCUCCUCCCUGCACCCCUGUCCCCUUUUCCUCUCCUCUCUCUUCCUUCUUCCCCUGUCCCUCCUGUCCCCUCACUGUCUUGACCCUGUGGACCUGUCCCCUCUCCUGGUCCCUGUCGACCUGACCGUGCUGACCCAGUGUCCAGCCCCUCUGGCUACUUCCUCUGCUGUCUCUACUUCCCCUCUCCUUCCUGUCCCCCGUCUCCUCACCCAGGGCCCCUGUGGCUAAUCUGUGGGCCGGCCUGUUCCUUGGCCCUUCUCCCCUUCCUGUCCACCCGCCUUGCCCUGCCCUGCCCGUGCCUGGCCCCUGUGGCUGUCUUCCCCGCGGGCCUCUCUCUACUUCCCCUUUCCUUCCUGUCCCCCAGCCUCCCGGCCAAGUGCUCGGCCCUUGUGGCUGCUCCCCCAGUUGUCCCCGUCCCCUGUCUCGUUUACCCGGUGGCCGGCCCCGGUGGCCGCCGGCCUGGCUAGGGGGCCCCCAUGGGGCAGCAGCCGGGUAAGCUGGGGGGCGACACCAGGAGGCCCAGUCUGCCGGCGCUGCCCUUCAUCAAGACCGGACGCAAGGACGGCUCCUCGCGCCACGGACCACUCACCUGCAACGUCUUCGUCGCUCACGAAGCUCUCCAGAGACCCGACUUCGAGUCGCAGGGUCUGUCGGAGGCGGCGCGGUGGAACUCCAAGGAGAACCUGCUAUCGGGCCCCAGCGAGAAUGACCCCAACCUCUUCGUGGCCCUCUACGACUUCGUAGCCAGCGGAGACAACACCCUCAGCAUAACCAAAGGAGAGAAGCUCCGGGUGCUGGGCUACAACCACAAUGGCGAGUGGUGCGAGGCGCAGACCAAGAACGGCCAGGGCUGGGUGCCCAGCAACUACAUCACGCCGGUCAACAGCCUGGAGAAGCACAGCUGGUACCAUGGGCCCGUGUCGCGCAACGCCGCCGAGUACCUGCUCAGCAGCGGCAUCAACGGCAGCUUCCUGGUGCGCGAGAGCGAGAGCAGCCCGGGACAGAGGUCCAUCUCGCUGCGCUACGAGGGCCGCGUCUACCACUACCGCAUCAACACGGCCUCCGACGGGAAGCUGUAUGUGUCAUCGGACAGCCGCUUCAACACGCUGGCCGAGCUGGUGCACCACCACUCCACGGUGGCGGACGGCCUGAUCACCACACUGCACUACCCGGCGCCCAAGCGCAACAAGCCCACCGUCUACGGCGUCUCGCCCAACUACGACAAGUGGGAGAUGGAGCGCACCGACAUCACCAUGAAGCACAAGCUGGGCGGGGGCCAGUACGGCGAGGUCUACGAGGGGGUGUGGAAGAAGUACAACCUCACUGUGGCUGUCAAGACUCUCAAGGAGGACACUAUGGAGGUGGAAGAGUUUCUAAAGGAGGCUGCGGUGAUGAAGGAGAUCAAGCACCCCAACCUGGUGCAGCUGCUUGGUGUGUGUACGCGGGAGCCGCCCUUCUACAUCAUCACAGAGUUCAUGACGCACGGCAACCUGCUGGACUACCUGCGGGAGUGUAACCGCGAGGAGGUCAACGCUGUGGUAUUGCUGCACAUGGCCACGCAGAUCUCCUCGGCCAUGGAGUACCUGGAGAAGAAGAACUUCAUACACAGGGACUUGGCUGCACGCAACUGCCUGGUGGGGGAGAAUCACCUGGUGAAGGUGGCCGACUUCGGCCUGAGCCGGCUGAUGACGGGGGACACCUACACGGCCCACGCCGGGGCCAAGUUCCCCAUCAAGUGGACCGCGCCCGAGAGCCUCGCCUACAACAAGUUCUCCAUCAAGUCCGACGUCUGGGCGUUUGGCGUGCUGCUGUGGGAGAUUGCCACCUAUGGGAUGUCUCCGUACCCCGGCAUCGACCUGUCACAGGUGUACGAGCUGCUGCAGAAGGAUUACCGCAUGGACCGGCCCGAAGGCUGCCCAGAGAAGGUCUACGAACUCAUGAGGGCCUGCUGGAUGUGGAAUCCUCAGGAGCGGCCGUCCUUCGCCGAGACCCACCAGGCCUUCGAGACCAUGUUCCAGGAGUCCAGCAUCUCAGACGAGGUGGAGAAGGAGCUGGGUAAGAAGGGGAAGAAGGGUCAUCCCCUGAGCCCCAUCCAGCAGGCGCCUGAGCUGCCCACCAAGCUACGCACACUACGCAGGAACGGCAAGGAUGCAGACAGCCCAGAUGCGUUGGAGGCGGAGGUGGCGGUGUCCCCCAUGCUGCCCAGGAAAGAGCGCUCUCAGCUGGACGGAACCCUGGAGGACGAACGCCUGCUGCUCAAGGACAAGGACAAGGAGAAGGAGAAGGACAAGGAGCGUCCUCGCGGUGGCAUCUUGGCCACCCUGAUGAAGAAGAAGCCUCGCCGCGCCCCGGCCCCGCCCAAACGCAGCAGCUCCUUCAACAACGGCCAAUCGCCAUUCAGCUCCUCCCACCACACCUCCCACUCGCACUCGCACUCGCACUCACACCACCCCCUGGACCCCGGCAAGUUCCUGGGCUCCUCCAAUAACAACGGGGGGGGCGGGAGCUUGGCCAACGGCGGGGCCCCCACCUACCCGGGGCCCCUGUUCCCCCCGCACCACUCGCGCAGGAAGGCGGCCGUGGGGCUGCCGGGAUCCAAGAUGUCCUCCGCGGGGACGCCGCCGGGCGAGGACGAGUGCGGCGGCACGCUGGCCCACUUCCUGCGCUCGGCCUCGGCCUCGGACCACGAGAGGAAGUCGGUCACGCUGCCCCGCGACGUCCAGUCGCGCCACUUUGACUCGGGCACCUUCGGCGGCAAGCCGGCGCUGCCGCGCAAACGCGACCGCGACCAGAAAGCGGGCGACGGCACGUCCACCACGCCGCGCAUGGGCACCCUCACGCCCCCGCCGCGCCUGCCCAAGAAGACCGAAGAGUCCAGCGCCACCGCCGAUGACGUGUUCAAGGACGACGGCAGCCCCGCGUCCAGUCCGCAGACGCUGACGCCCAAGACGGGCCGCGGCGGCGGCGGCUCUCACCUCCCGAGCCCCUCGUCGGAGGCCAGCUCCAGGACCAGCGCCCUGCAGGCCGAGCUCCAGAAGCCCCACGUCUACCCUCCGCUGGGGGCCGCCGGGGACGAGUGUCGCGCCCGCCGCAACAAGCACAUCAUCCACCUCUCCUCCACCUCCACCUCCACCUCCACCUCCACGCACCGAGAGCGCAAGUUCACCAAGCCCAAGCCGGCGCCACCCCCACCCCCACCCUCUAGCGUCAAGCCGGGCCGGCUGUCUCGCAGCCCCACGCAUGACCACCACUCUUCGUCCUCCCCCUCCUCCUCCUCCUCCCCCUCCCCGUCGGAGCCCAAGGGCACCUCCCCCUCCCCGGCCGCCUCCCCUUCCGCCUGCACGGAGUUUGGCAAGAGCUUCCUCCCGUCCGACGUGAGCGGGGCCAGGAAGCUCCCUGGCCUCUCCGGCUCCUCCUCCUCCUCUAAGCUUCAAGCCACCAAGACCUCCUCCUCCUCCUCUUCCACCUCCUCAUCCUCCGUGUCGCCGACGGGUGCCACGCCUGGUAGCACGGCCACAGACGGCGCCACCUCCCCUUCCUCCUCCUCCUCCACGGCGCUGCCCUUCUCCCCGGGCGCCUCCUCCACGGCCCUGAUGCGCCGCUCCCUGCGCAAGACGCGGCAGCCGGGCGAGCGGGUCAGCAGCCCGGCGGUGACACGCGACAUGCUGCUGGAGAGCACGGAGCUCCUCAAGGCGGCCAUCGCCGGCCGCAGCGCCGCCACCGAGCAGGGAGGAGGAGGAGGAGGGAGCUCCCCCUCGGGAAGCCACGGGGCCGUCUUGGAGGCCGGCAAGAACCUCAGCAAGUUCUGCGCCUCCUACGUGGAGUCCAUCCAGCAGAUGCGCAACAAGUUUGCCUUCCGCGAGGCCAUCAACAAGCUGGAGAGCAGCCUGCGGCAGCUGCAGAUCUGCCCCAGCAGCACCAACAGCGCUGGCCAGGACUUCAGCAAGCUGCUCUCCUCCGUCAAGGAGAUCAGCGACAUCGUGCAGAGGUAGCCCUGCUCAUGAGCAGAGCAGAGCAGAUCAGUGGUGUGGAGCUGUGUGUGUGUGUUCAAGAGAGUGUGUGUGAGGGAAACAUGAGAUCAGCGACAUGAUGCAAAGGUUGCCCAGCACCAUCUGGUGUACAGCAGUGUGUUUGUGUGUGUGUGCGUGCUUGUAUGUGUGUAGAGAAUGGAGGAGAUCAAAGAGGUCAGUGACAUUGUAACAUUGUGUGCGUGUGUGUGUGCAUGUGUGUGUGUGUGUGU